AUGACAGUUCCCGCUGCCAUUCCCAUUCCCGCUCCCGCUCCUCAUGCUGUCGUCACAGCCGCUCCUCUAGCGCCGCUCGUCUCCGCCUCUCGUGAGAGGCGGAGCGAGUUGCGCAGAUGCAGGCGCGACUUGCAGCCGGUAGUUUCCGCGCGCCUGCUCCCUGGCUCCGCCUCCGCUAGUCGCAUUGGCGGACUAUGCACCUCGGCGCAGGAAAGCAAGGCGGAGAAGCGAAGAGGGCGGAAGGUGCGGGCAGUGCAAGGGGGAGGGGGCGGCGACUUAAGGGAUUUGGGGAACGGAGAGAGGGAAGUUGAAGGGGUGCGUGGGGCGGAGGGUUCAUGGCGCGGCGGCGGAAGCUUAGAGGGGGAAGUGGAGGGGGAUUUAGACGAGGAUUGGCCUGGGGAAGCGAAACGGGGCGGGCGGUUGCGGGGAAGGGUUUGGGCUGGUGGCGGAGCAACGGGCGGGAAUGGGGAGGGCGCAGAGUGGCGCGGAAACUGGGACGAUAGGGGGAGUGAGGGUGGGGGGCUGGGGGCAGCGCGAGGAGAGAAAGCGGCGAAUGCGGCGGGAGUAGGCAGGGCCGCAGGGGAGGGGGAGGGGGAGACAGUUGUCACGUUGGGGAUGCAAGAUGAUGAAGAGGAGUGGGAGGAGGGGUGGGAGGGGGAGGAGGAGGAGGGAGAGGAUGAUGAUUGGGAGGUAGAGGGGGAUUUGGAUGAAGACGAGGAGGGGUGGGGAGGGGGGGGCGGCGCGGGCAGGUGGAGGGUUGGGGGAGGGAAAGGGCGGGUGAGGCGGUAUGACGUGGCAGGCGGUGGAGCACGCGUGGCAUCUGACGUGGCACGGGGGAGCAGGGGCAGGGGCGAGGGGGCAGGGGGAGCAGCAGGCAGUGCAGGCGCGAGUGGUGGUGCGGCCUCGGGCCGUGGCAGCACUGUGAGAGCCGCGUCAGAAGCAGGCAUCAGCGUUUUCCCUGCACCUCCCUUGUCUUCUCCUCCCCCUCCCCCGGCCCCAUGGGGGGUGCGAGUGGGGGACGUGUACCUGGGGGUGAUCCGCUCGCUGCAUCCGGGCAUGAAGGCUGCGUUUGUUGACAUUGGGGGCGCCGCGCCCUCGCUGCUCAACCUGGCUCAUAAUGAUCGCCCCCUCACCUUCCCGCCCACUGGGGGUGACGGCGCUGGUGCGCUGGCACAUUCGUGGGAUGCUACGGUUGUGGUGGGGGGCGGCGGUGGGGAGACAGGCGCAGGGGCAGAGCGAGAGAGAGAGGCUAACACAGGGGGAGGCAGAGAGGCAGAGACAGGCGGUGAUGCGGACACAGGCGGAGGCAGAGGCAUAGAGAAUGGUGCGGCCGCAGGUUUGGAGCUAGGUACGGGUGCAGGGUUGGAGGCAGGUUCGGGAGCAGGGCUGGAUGCUACGAGGCACUGGGAGACGGUGGUGGGCAAUCGGAGAGAGGAGACAGUAGGUGGGGCGGGUGCUGUGGCGGACGGGAGUGCAGGCGUGUGGGUGGGAGUGGGGGUUGAGAGUGGGGGGUUGCUUCAGGGAUGGGCGGCGAGAGGGAGGGAGGAGGGGGGUGCAGUGGUGGUGGCAGGCAUGCAAGAGGAUGAGGAGGAUGGGCAUGAUGAUUAUGAUGAUUUUGAGGAAGAGGAGGAGGAGGAUGAGGGUCUAGAAGAGGACUUGGAGGAGUGGCAUGAGGAUGAGGUGGAUGAGGAGGGGGAGGAAGAAGAGGAGGACGGUGAGGGAGAGGAGGAGGGAGAUGAGGAGGAUGAAGGUGAGGAAGAGGAGGAGGGAGAGAUAGUGGGUGAUGAAGACGAGGAGUGGAUAGGAGAGGAGGAGGAUGAAGAGGAGGGGGAAGAGGAAGUGGAGGAGGAGGAGGAGGAGGAGGAGGAGGAGGAGGAGGAGGAGGAGGAGGAGGAGGAGGAGGAGGAGGAGGAGGAGGAGGAGGAGGAGGAGGAGGAAGGGGAGGAGGAAGGGGAGGAGGAAGGGAGGAGGAGGAGGAGGAGGAGGAGGAGGAGAAGGGGAGGAUGA
Molecule: messenger RNA, 2007 nt
Organism: Closterium sp. Yama58-4
Lineage: Eukaryota; Viridiplantae; Streptophyta; Zygnematophyceae; Desmidiales; Closteriaceae
Source: the annotation of a GenBank genome assembly